Molecule: messenger RNA, 416 nt
Organism: Helianthus annuus (common sunflower)
Lineage: Eukaryota; Viridiplantae; Streptophyta; Magnoliopsida; Asterales; Asteraceae
Product: ribosomal protein S12, mitochondrial-like
Exons: 1
Coding region: 16-393 (125 amino acids)
Biological process (GO): translation
Cellular component (GO): small ribosomal subunit; ribosome
Molecular function (GO): structural constituent of ribosome
Source: RefSeq, a predicted model, not a curated record
AAAGUCAAGAGCGCGAUGCCUACAUUAAAUCAAUUGUUUCGUCAUGGUAGAGAAGAAAAACGGCGCACGGACCGUACUCGAGCUUCGGAUCAAUGUCCCCAGAAGCAAGGAGUACGCCCGCGUGUACCAACGAGAACACCGAAAAAACCUAAUUCGGCUCCACGUAAGAUAGCCAAAGUACGGUUGAGCAAUCGACAUGAUAUAUUUGCUCACAUUCCGGGCGAAGGUCAUAAUUCGCAGGAACAUUCUAUAGUCUUAAUAAGAGGAGGUAGAGUGAAAGAUUCGCCAGGUGUGAAAUCCCAUUGUAUUCGAGGAGUCAAGGAUUUGUUGGGAAUUCCGGAUCGAAGAAAAGGGAGAUCAAAAUAUGGUGCAGAAAAACCAAAAUCGAGAUGAAUGGAAGAUGCCUCUGUCACUCU